Molecule: messenger RNA, 1845 nt
Organism: Alternaria burnsii
Lineage: Eukaryota; Fungi; Ascomycota; Dothideomycetes; Pleosporales; Pleosporaceae
Exons: 2
Coding region: 1-1845 (614 amino acids)
Source: RefSeq, a predicted model, not a curated record
AUGCUAUUUUCAUCCCUCAUCGCAAGCGUUGUGACCUUUUCGGGUGCAGUUUCUGCGCUACCUCAUUCUCAGCCGUUCAAAGAGGUCUUGGGCAAGAGACAGAGUACUACGGCCAAUGCUCUAGAAGUCGAUCUGGGCUAUGGAAUCUACCAGGGUACCAGCAACACGAGUACUGGUAUCAACAGUUGGCGAGGAAUUCGCUUUGCUGCACCACCGACCGCUAGUUUACGUUGGCAACGACCCCAAGCACCAUCCGUCAACCGAACUUCAACCAUUUCCGCCGAUGCUUAUGGACCUCAAUGCCAACAAGUCGGCUUCAACGGACAAUCGAGCUUGCAAUCAAGUGGUGCAACAACACCAACCUCGGAAGACUGCCUUUUCCUGAACGUUCAAAGCCCAGCCAACGCGUCAGAUCUUCCCGUCCUUGUUUGGAUUCAUGGUGGUGGAUAUGGUGCUGGCAAUGGCCGACAAGAUUUUACUGAACUCCUUACGACGACUGGAAAUAACUUUGUCGUCGUUUCAAUCCAAUACAGGCUGGGACCGUUUGGUUUUCUCGCGUCUGACGAAGUAGUACGAAAAGGUGUUGCAAACGCGGGACUCUUGGACCAGUUUUUUGCUCUUCAGUGGGUACAGACGUACAUCGAACAAUUUGGAGGUAACACUUCAGCCGUGACCAUAUCUGGUGAAAGUGCUGGCGGUGGAUCAGUCAUGCUUCAAGAUAUGGCCUAUGGUGGCUCUUUGGGCGACUCUCUGUUCCGCAGCACCAUCGCCGCGUCGCCAUACCUCCCCAAACAGUAUGCUUACGACCAUUGGAUUCCGUCACAGAACUACUAUGCUUUUGCCGAUCGUGCAAACUGCUCGGUUACCGCAUAUGGCAACGCAUCCUCCACAAUCUUUGAUUGCUUGAUAUCACAAGAUACGGAGACAUUACAGAGUGCUUCUGUCGAUGUGACAAACACUGCGACAUUCGGAACUUGGGCUUUCUUGCCAGUGACCGACGAUAUCUUCGUUCAGGAUGAGCCCAGCAGCCAGCUGCUUGAGAAUCGCGUGAAUGGGCGAAAUGCAUUGAUCGGAAACAAUGCUAACGAGGGGCCUUUAUUUGUACCUCAAGACAUCACCUCCGAAGACGACUUCCUUACCUGGCUUCGCAACAACUUGCCCGAAUUCACCGACUCUGACAUCGCAAAGGUGCUGCGCUACUACCCAAUCAGCAACGCUGCAAACGAUUCUAAUGCUGAUGAGUUUGCGACGAAUGGUGUCACUGGACCUAGUGCGCUCGAUCAAAGUUCGCUUGCUACAGGACAGCAGCAGCGUGCUAACAACCUUUACGCUGAACUGACUUUCGUAUGCCCGUCAUACUGGAUGGCAGAAGCAUACACUGGCAACAAUCGUACAUCAUACAAGUACCAAUUCAGCCCUCUCCCAGCCACCCAUGGUGCGGACGUACAAGGAUACUUCGGACAGCUAGGCUCAGUGCCAUACCUAAGCGCCGACUUCCAGCGCGCAUUCAUGAACAUGUGGGGAAAUUUCAUUACUCAAGGCAACCCAUCAAUAUCGGCUUCCGUAGCAGCUGGCUCUACUUCGUCCGAAAAUACUGCAGAUAUCACAGCUGCAACUCAAUGGCCAGCCUUCUCGGUCGCUGAACCGUACCAGCUCGAUCUCAACCAGACAGGUGGUGAAAUGGCUAUUGGUUCGCUGAAUGUCAACUCACCGGUCAACACGACUUACUUCACCGGACCAGGUCUCAUGAAUAACUUUACACUUGUUAAUGCAUACACGUGGGAGGAUGGACGCGGCAUGAGAUGCGACUUCUGGAGGAGCGUGGCCGAUAUUAUUCCUGCGUAA